Scophthalmus maximus (turbot) is the source of this 1036-nucleotide messenger RNA. Its product is annotated as troponin I, slow skeletal muscle. Lineage: Eukaryota; Metazoa; Chordata; Actinopteri; Pleuronectiformes; Scophthalmidae. Gene Ontology annotation, biological process: muscle contraction. The record is from RefSeq and is a predicted model, not a curated record. The transcript has 7 exons. Bases 170 to 739 code for a protein of 189 amino acids. Gene Ontology annotation, cellular component: troponin complex.
CCAGCACAUUCUUGGGACCAGACGUUAUAUCUGCUGCCGUCCAGUCGUCACCCAGCUCUCAUGAAAACGCUGCCCAUUGUCUUCGGCGGCCGCUCUUUGACUCUCCUCACCUCUGCGGACAACUGCGGAAACUCUUUCACAUUCACAGGGGCCUGACAGACUCGGAGCGAUGAAUCCCAAAGGGGUAAAGCCGAAGUCGAAGAUCACGGCUUCUCGCAAGCUCUCCCUCAAGAUGCUUCUCCUCACAAGAGCCUGUGAGGAUUUGGAGAGGGAGACGCAGGAUAGGGAGGAAGAGAAAGUGCGUUAUCUGGGAGAGAAGUUGCCCCCUUUGCAACUGUCUGGGUUAUCACUGGAGGAGCUCAAAAAUCUUUGCAAGCAGCUUCAUUCAAAGGUUGACAUUACGGACGAGGAGAGAUAUGACUGUGAAUCCAAAGUGAGCAAGCACAACAAAGAUAUCCACGAGCUGAAGUUGAAGGUGCAGGACCUUGGGGGCAAGUUCAAAAAGCCUGCCCUGAGGAAGGUGAGGGUGUCAGCAGAUGAGAUGAUGCGAGCUCUCCUGGGCUCCAAACACAAGGGCUCCAUGGACCUCAGAUCCAACCUCAAGUCUGUGAAGAAGGACGACGUCAAAACGGACAAGGUGCUCACCAAUGAAGUGGGUGACUGGCGUAAGAACGUGGAGGCCAUGUCCGGCAUGGAGGGCCGCAAGAAGAUGUUCGACACAGCCGGCGGAGCACAGUGAGACGCUGCAGGUGAUGAGGCUGAUCAAUUCAAAGCAGGAGGGCGAAAGGAAGCUGUCUAGAAAGAAUUGUGGCUAAGCUAAUUGACUUCAUUUAGGAAUUAAGCAUCAGGUCAAAAGCUUGUAUAACCCCCCCGUUCAUCAGCGGCGCCACCAUGAGCUUGAUGCCAAUUUUCCUAAGCAAUGACUCACAGCACUUAAAAGUGUAGGAUGAGUAGAGACCGCAAGUUUUUAUUACCGAGAGAUUAUUGUUUUGUUUUGUUAUGACAUCUUUGGACAAUUAAAGUGGAUAAGAAUAAA